GGCUCUGGCAGUGGCCGCAUCAGCUCCUGCUGCCCUUAAAGGCUCCAGGUGGUUAUGCCACAUUCUGUGUCGCUGUGACCGGCACUUGCCGCGGCGGUCAUGGGGUGGACAACCGGAAACUCCAGAAACCGAAAAAUGGACCCAGUGACCUUCGAGGAUGUGGCUGUGAACUUCACCCAGGAGGAGUGGGCUUUACUGAAUCCUUCGCAGAAGAAACUUUACAGAGAUGUGAUGCAGGAAACCUUGAGGAACCUGGCCUCAGUAGGAAAAAAAUGGGACAAUCAUAACAUUGAAGAUUGGUACAAAACCCAAGGGAGAAAACUAAGAAGUCAUAUGGUAGAAAAACUCUGUGAGAGCAAAGAAAGUAAUCAAGAUGGAGAAACUGUCAGCCAGAUUCCAAAUCUUAAUCUGAACCAGAAAACUCUUCCUGGAGUAAAACCAUGUGAAUGUAAUGUGUGUGGGAAAGUCUUCAUGCGUCAUUCAUUCCUUAAUAGGCACAUCAGAUCUCACAGUGGACACAAACCAUAUGAGUAUCAUGAAUAUGAGGAGAAGCCAUAUAAAUGUAAGGAAUGUGGGAAAGCCUUCAGUUACUGCAAAUCUGUUCACAGACAUGAAAGGACUCACACUGGAGAGAAACCCUAUGAAUGUAAGGAAUGUGGGAAAGCCUUCACAUGGCUCACAACCUUUCGAAGACACAUGAUAACACGCACUGGAGAAGGACCCUAUAAAUGUAAGGAAUGUGGGAAAGCCUUUAGUUGUUGCACUUCAUUUCGAGCACAUGAAAGAACUCACACUGGAGAGAAACCCUUCGUAUGUAAACAGUGUGGUAAAUCCCUCAGGUCUCCUCUAGGUUUGCGAAUACAUGAAAGAAGUCACACUGGAGAAAAACCCUAUGAAUGUAAGCAGUGUGGUAAAGCUCUCAGUUGUCCCAGUUCCUUUCGAAGACAUGAAAGGAUUCACACUGCAGAGAAACAAUAUGAAUGUAAACAAUGUGAGAAAACCUUCAGUUCUCCUCUAGGUUUGCGAAUACAUGAAAGAAUUCACACUGGAGAGAAAUCCUAUGAAUGUAAGGAAUGUGGUAAAGCCUUCAUUUCUCUUUCAAGCGUUCGUACACACAUGAUAACACACACUGGAGAUGGACCUUAUAAAUGUAAAGAAUGUGGGAAAGCCUUCAUUUGUCCCAGUUUGUUUCGAUCACAUGAAAGGACUCACACUGGAGAGAAGCCAUAUGAAUGUAAACAGUGUGGUAAAACUUUCAGUUGGCCCAGUUCCUUUCGAAUACAUGAAAGAAUUCACACUGGAGAGAAACCCUAUGAAUGUACAGAAUGUGGGAAAACCUUCAUUUAUCGCACAACCUUUCAAGGACAUGUGAGAAAGCACACUGGAGAGAAACCCUAUAAAUGUAAAGAAUGUGGGAAAGCCUUCAUUUUUCCCUCAAGUGUUCGAACACACAUGAUAAUGCACACUGGAGAUGGACCUUAUAAGUGUAAGGAAUGUGGGAAAGCGUUCAAUUUUCCCAGUUCAUUUCGAAUACAUCAAAGAACUCACACAGGAGAGAAACCCUACGAAUGUAAACAAUGUGGCAGAGCCUUCAGUUGUUACACAUCCUUUCGAACACAUGAAAAAGCUCACACUGGAGAGAAACCUUAUGAAUGUACAGAAUGUGGGAAAGCCUUCAUUUAUCGCACUACCUUUCGAGGGCACGUGAGAAUACACACUGGUGAGAAACCCUACAAAUGUAGAGAAUGUGGGAAAGCCUUCAGUCGACGCAGUUCCUUUCGAAGGCAUGAAAGAUCUCAUACUUAAUAGAAACCUCUUGAAUGUAAGCAAUGUGGGGAAAACAUCAGUCGGCCUUCAUUCUUACAUGUGAAAACUCCCACUGGAAAGAAACCCUAUAUGUGUAAGAAAUCUGAGAAAGCCUGAUACAAAUUAAUCCAUGUAUAAUGUUCCAGAAAAAAAUAACAUGAAAAUAAUUCUUAGAGUUAUAUUGUGUUUAUCAGUGCCUCAUUCUUAAAGGGGAUCUCUCGACUGGAUAUUUACUAUUUACGUUCAGAAAUGAACACUGAAGUGAGAGAAUUCUGUAAGUACUCUGUAAGCAGUACUACAUAAUGAUUAACAGGUAUUGUUUUGCCCUUAAAUCAGUUAACAUUUUUUUCUUUUCAUUUUGAAGCCUGUUUGAUCCAUGGUUGAAUUGACAUGUAUUUCUAAUAUGCAGGUUGGUUUAAUUUUUAUGUUUUGAUUGUUUUGUGUGGGGAUAUUGAUAAAUGACAUUUUGGUAUUUGUUGGGAUUUUCGUACUGGCCUCCUGUAGUGCCAGGUAUUGGAUAUUCCUUACCCAUAUAUAGUCCAUCCUCCUUAUGAGAAAAUCUACUCUUGUUUUGGCCAGAAGAGCCUUAUUUCAUUUUCCUUGCUAGUAAAAGAUGGCAUAAAUUUGUAAAUAUCAUAGUGUAUAUAGUCUCAUGUGAAUUAUUUCUAUGUUUUGCCCUUUGCUCUUUGUCAUUCCUUCUGGCUAGGAUUUGAAUAAUAAAGAGUUUGCAUUAACACAUCAUUGACCAGGGGAUUUUUGCAGAAACUAACACCUGUGGCCGGUGAUUUGUUAUGUAAAUGAAUAUUGAAACACCCACGUUUGAGUAAAUAUCAACAACUUUUUUUGCACUUAAUGUAUUUAUUUGAAACUUCGUACCUGUCUUACUUAAAGCAUUCUAAUAUUUCUUUAGAGUGUGAUAGGCAGUAUAGCAAGCACCUCUGUGCAGGGGAACAAAACAUCUAUUACAAACAUAGUGUGUUUCACUGCGCUUUCCCCUGGAAGAGCAGACUUUCUGGCGGCAUUUUUUUUUUUUGGUCCUAUGGGUAUUAUUUUCUCUAAAAUAUGUUCUUUUAUUUUACCUGAUAGUCAACAAGGUGGAUCU
Molecule: messenger RNA, 2908 nt
Organism: Balaenoptera acutorostrata (minke whale)
Lineage: Eukaryota; Metazoa; Chordata; Mammalia; Artiodactyla; Balaenopteridae
Gene: ZNF14
Product: zinc finger protein 14
Exons: 4
Coding region: 100-1806 (568 amino acids)
Biological process (GO): regulation of transcription by RNA polymerase II
Cellular component (GO): nucleus
Molecular function (GO): RNA polymerase II transcription regulatory region sequence-specific DNA binding; DNA-binding transcription factor activity, RNA polymerase II-specific
Source: RefSeq, a predicted model, not a curated record